Messenger RNA from Schistosoma guineensis, 3558 nucleotides. The record is from the annotation of a GenBank genome assembly. NCBI's taxonomy places the organism in Eukaryota, Metazoa, Platyhelminthes, Trematoda, Strigeidida, Schistosomatidae.
AUCUCUUCAGCGCUCUAAUUGUAAAGACAAGGUCAUUUGCCCACCGCUGGUUAUUCUGUCCAUUUCAAAUCUACUGUUCAUCACCCAUGUCUUUUCAUAAGUUGUGGAGGAAAGCACAAGACAAUCCGACUGAAUUUUCAGUUUGGAUCAGCCUUUUGGAUCUCGUUGAAAAACAGCAAAAUAUUGAGUAUGCUAGACAAGCCUUUGAUGCUUUUUUCAAACGUUUCCCAUAUUGCUAUGGUUAUUGGAAAAAGUUCGCUGAUAUGGAACGCCAUAAAGGAAAUAAGGAAAAGUGUUUACAAGUUUACGAAAUGGGAGUUAAGACCAUACCUUUGAGUGUUGACCUCUGGACGGCCUAUUUGGACGCUGCUACUGAAUACUACCAUACGCAUGAUGACUAUGAAACUAAAAUGCGCAGUCUCUAUGAAUCUGCAGUGGAUUCUGCUGGGCUUGAAUUUCGUUCUGAUGCCUUGUGGGAGCACUAUAUCAGCUGGGAAAGUGGACACAAUAGACUAGUUAAUGCUGCGAAUAUAUAUGCUCGUUUAUUAUCAAUCCCAACUCAACUUUACUUUCAAAAUUGGGACAGUUUCAAUAAAUUAGUAGAGGAAAAUCGUCCUGAGGAUAUACUGUCUAAAAAUGAGUUUGCAAGUAUGGUGUCACAAAUUUCAGCGGCUACUGGCAAGCCUAUCUCACUUGAACAAUCAACAGGAGACAUUAGUGAUGAGUUGGAACCACCAAUUUUAGGAUCUACAAAGCCAGUGAUCGAAAUAACAGAUUCUGUAAGGGCAUCUGUACGACAAAUGAUAAUUGAUUCGCGUGAACAAAUUUAUCGGGCAACUUAUAUGCAGAUUAUGCGGCGGUGGUAUUUUGAAGAAAAGAUCCGACGUCCAUAUUUCCAUGUGAAACCUCUUGAAGAAGUGCAACUAAAUAACUGGGCUGAAUAUUUAAGUUUUGAAGAAGCAGAAGCAGGAACUGUAAUUUCACAUAUAAGAGAACAAAUAAAAGUGACUAAUCAGUUAUCUGAUGAUAAAUUAGAAGAAGCUGUUCUUGAAUAUCCUGAAGUAAAACUUGCUAAACGUCGUGUUCGUGUUCUUUAUGAGCGUUGUCUUGUUGCUUGUGCUCUAUAUGAACACUUCUGGAUACGUUAUGCAAAAUAUUUAGAGUAUACUGAAGGAGAUAUAUCUGCUGCACGUGAAGUAUGGCGACGUGCUUGUAUCACUCAUUUACCGUACAAGCCAACCAUUCAUUGGCAUUGGGGUUGUUUCGAGGAUAGAUAUCCUGCAUGUUUAGAUAAUCCUCAAAAAUUCGAAGUCCUUACUUGUCUCGAUAUUUUGACAGACUUAGAGAAACGCUUAACGGAUAGUGCUCUUGUAUGUUGUAGACGAGCAGAUGCUUUAAGAAGAGCAGGGAAACCACUGUUCGAUAUUAUCGCUUGUUUGCGCAACGGUAUCAAUCGGCUUCGUUAUCUAGUUCAGGAGCAAAAUAAAGUAGCACAAUGCGUUUCUGGAGCUACUGCUUCUCGCACUGUAGCACAAGCUAUUGCUACUGCAGCACAAGCUCGUGCAGGAGCGGGUGUUCUUGCUGGUCGUCUUGCUCGAUUGUUUCAUCGCAACGAAUCACUAGCCCCAGACGGAAUACCUGUAUGGAUGUUGUUGCUCAGUACGAAAUAUGAAGAGGAAGAGGAUGAAUCGAUGAUAAUUGACCUACCUAAAAUCGAAGAAACUAAUCUCAAAGAAAAAAUUGUGGGAGCAGAAAGUAAUGAUAACCUCAAUGAGAAAUCAGAUGAAGCUUCCAAAUCUCCUGAGGCUACGAAAGUCGAUGAAGAAAAUAUUACAGAUGAAGCAAAAGAAAUCAAUACUCUAACUAGCGAUCGUGAAUCUGAUUCGGAUAUUGAAGCUGCCUCGUCUGAUAACGAUGUGACAAUGGAUGAAGAAACUGAUGAGGAAAGCUCCGAGAAGCCAGCAAUGGAUGCAACGACGACAUCCAACAAAGAUGAGCACACAAAUGAGGAUGCUUUAGAUGAAUCUGGCUCUCCUCCCAUUCUGGUUGUUCCUUGUUCACAAAAAAAGAAAAAACAUCAUAAGCGUAGGCACAGGGAAAGCAAAAAGUCGAGGCGAAAGCAUAGUUCUAGCAAAAAACCGAAACUGGAAGAUGAGAAUUCUGAAAAAGAAGAUAAAGAUGAAGAAAAUGCUGAGGACGUAUCAGGGGAUGAGUCAAAACCAGUUCCUGAGGUUGACCAAACAGCUGAAGAAGAGGAACGUAUACGUAUACUUCUUAACAGACGACACAAAGUAAUUGAGAUUCACGCCCCUUCCCCAUCGGAACUUACGGACGAGGAUCGUGUCGUUAUUUCUUGCGAAGAAGCAGCUAUUAAAGUCCUUAAAGAAGCCAUUGAUUAUGACCCACGUAACGAGCGGUUGUAUGCCCAGUUACUCGAUAUUAUCUAUCAACGUAGGCCGGUUGAUAUUGAAGGAUUUAUUGAAGCCACUAAUCUUGCCACAAUUGAUUCAGUUUUGCCAGCGCAUAUCAAAUUGGCUUUCUGUCAACGUAAGCUACAAUUUUUAGAAGAAUUCGAUACUGAUUUAUCUAGGUUAAAUGCUACAUAUGAAGAAUACAUGAGUCUUUGUGAUGCAAUCAAUACUGGUGUAACCACGUCAGCUAUUGCUCGUGGAGCUAGCAGACUUAUAAGUGGUUACCAGUUGCCAGAUCUUUUAAAUUUACCAACAACUUCUCUCAGAGUUAGUUCAGUAAUUGGAGCAAAUUCCUGUGAAAUGGUAGUUUCUGCUGCACCAGUUGGUCGUACACCUUGUUUAAAUACUGACCAAUCAGCUUUGGAAGCUGCUGCUUCAGUUGGAACACCAGCACCUGAUCCAUCCACUGCCGCUGGUUAUUACACUGCUGGAGGAUAUGAACCAUUGGCUGCCGCUCUUGGUAAUACAUCUGGGCUUCCACCUCCUGUCCCAACAGGUAUACCCGUCAUGACACCUUCAGUUACAAUUCUUCCCGGCGUGUCGGAUACAUCGACUUCAGGUGCGGCUGGUUUGACAGCAGAUGCAUAUGCAACUUAUUACUAUACUGCAACAACUGGUGCUUCGUCUGUUCUCGCGCCUGUCAUUGUUCCAGCGGCAGUAGAUGUCAAUUUGUCUGCAUCAUCAGGGGUUACCUCAUCGAUAGUAACUUCAGUAACCACAUCUCUGUCAUCAACGAUAUCCGUUGGACAAUAAUUUCAUGUGCCACAUUCGGUGUUUUUUCUAAUGGCUCUUGAUGCUUCCCACUUUGUGUUUAUUACGUAUUUUUACGAAAUCAUUUUGUUGUGGUUCGCUAAAUAUAUAUGUAUCUAUAAGAUGGUUUACAUUCGUUGCUCAUUGUAUGUGUUAAUCUUUGUAUUAUUUAAUGGGAACUGUAAUUGCAUUCACUUAAUCUCGGGCUUUUUCGGUUAGAUGAUGUGGUUCGUGGAUUUACGAUAAUCUUUGUGUAUUGUUUGAUUAGUUUUUAUGAUCUGUUAAAGUAUUUCUGGAUUAUGUUUAUUGAUAAUAGAUUUUCUAUUUCGUUUAGGUU